AUGAAAGACAAGUCACUAUGCUACAAUUGUCCUGAUAGACUUCUCAAGCUUCAAGAAGUCCAUGAGAACGACAAUGAGAGUACACAUGAAGCAGAUGAGCUAAUGAUGCACGAAGUUGUGUAUCUCAAUGAGGAUACUGUGAUGCCAAGAAAGCUCGAGACACACACUGAGGGAGACAACAUGUGGUAUCUAGACAAUGGAGCGAGCAACCACAUGUCUGGAAACAUAGAGUAUUUUUCGUUGCUGGAUGAGAAAGUCACGGGCAAAGUGAGGUUUGGCGAUGAUUCUCGCAUCGACAUCAAAGGAAAAUGCUCGAUAGUUUUCAUUAAUAACGAAGGUAAGAAGAAAAUAUUAGCGAAUGUUUAUUAUAUACCAGAGCUACGAAGUAAUAUCAUCAGUUUGAGGCAAGCUAUUAAAUCUGGAUGCGACGUAAGAAUGAAAGACAACUACCUCACAUUGUUUGAUCGUGAUGGAAACCUAUUGGUGAAAGCAAUCAGGUCUAGAAACCGUUUGUACAAGGUAACUAUGGAAGUCGACAAGACUAACUUAAAGUGCCUUCAGCUUUCCACAGACGGUGUGUCUACUACUUGGCAUGCAAGACAUGAGCAUGUUGGCUUAGAGACCAUGAGAACAAUGAUCAUUAGAGAGAUUGUCACAGGCAUACCUAACAUGACCGUUGAUAAGGAGACAUGUGCAUCGUGUUUGAUGGGAAAACAAAUGAGAUAA
This is a messenger RNA of Brassica oleracea var. oleracea, 726 nucleotides long. RefSeq lists its product as uncharacterized. The record is from RefSeq and is a predicted model, not a curated record. Lineage: Eukaryota; Viridiplantae; Streptophyta; Magnoliopsida; Brassicales; Brassicaceae. The transcript has 2 exons. The coding region runs from base 1 to 726 and encodes 241 amino acids.